Messenger RNA from Callorhinchus milii (elephant shark), 1086 nucleotides. Its product is annotated as secreted frizzled-related protein 1. The record is from RefSeq and is a predicted model, not a curated record. The coding region runs from base 149 to 1078 and encodes 309 amino acids. Gene Ontology annotation, molecular function: Wnt-protein binding. The transcript is spliced from 3 exons. NCBI's taxonomy places the organism in Eukaryota, Metazoa, Chordata, Chondrichthyes, Chimaeriformes, Callorhinchidae. Gene Ontology annotation, biological process: non-canonical Wnt signaling pathway; negative regulation of canonical Wnt signaling pathway; canonical Wnt signaling pathway.
UCUGUCUCUCUCUCUCUCGCUCUCGUUCUCUCUCUCUCUCUCUCUCUCUCCGGACGAAAAAACAAGUGCACCCCGGGGCAACUUUCUGAUCGGAGCGGAGACUUCGACGGGCAGCAGAGAAGCGAAAGCUUAAGCGCAGAGGGCCGAGAUGGGAGGGAAAGUGAUCUCUGGGCAGAUUUGCUGGAAGGUUGAUGUUGCUGUCUUGCUGACGCUGAGCCUGUUCGCUUGUGGCCUGGCGAUGGAGAUGGAAGAGUCCAGUUGGCAGGCAGACAGUCGCUUUUACAUCAAACCCCCUCACUGCGUGGACAUCCCCUUCGACUUGCGGCUUUGCUACAACGUGGGCUACGGCAAGAUGAGGUUGCCCAACCUGCUGGACCACGAGACCAUGGACGAGGUCAUGCAACAAGCCAGCAGCUGGGUGCCUUUGCUGAACAAGAAUUGCCAUCCCAACACCCAACUGUUCCUCUGCUCCCUCUACGCCCCCAUCUGCCUGGAUAGACCGAUCUACCCGUGUCGCUCCCUGUGCACGGUGGUCAGAGACGCCUGCACACCUGUGAUGGAGUUCUUUGGCUUCCCCUGGCCAGACAUGCUGCGCUGCGACAAGUUCCCGCUGGACAAUGACCUCUGCAUUGCCUUCCCCAACCCCAACGCCACGGUUCCCGCAAACCCACAAGCUUCGGAAGUUUGUCCGCCCUGCGACAACGAAAUGAACACAGACAUCAUCCUGGAUCACCUGUGCGCCAGCGAGUUUGCUCUGAAGAUGAAGAUCAAAGAGGUGAAGAAGGAGAACGGGGACAGGAAGAUAAUCCCGCAGAAGAAGAAAAAAGCCCUCAAACUCGGGCCACUCAAGAAAAAAGACCUGAAGAAACUGACCUUGUACAUUAAGAAUGGCGCGGAGUGUCCAUGUCACCAACUGGACAAUCUGAACACUAACUUUCUCAUCAUGGGACGCAAGGUCAACAAACAGAACCUCCUGACCGUAAUCCACAGGUGGGACAAAAAGAGCAAGGAGGUCAAAAAAGCUGUGAAGAAAAUGAAAUCGCACGUGUGUCCCACAUAUCAGGGCGUCUUCAAAUGAUUCCCCCC